GAGGUCCAUGAGGAUUUUUGUACUUUUGUUGGAGGGGGGAGAGAGGAUCUUGUUUUGUAAUCGGUAAAUACUGUCUGGUAUUGUUUUUGGCAACUCCAUUUUAGACAACCCUGUUUGUUGUUUUAGUUUAUUUUUGGGUUGGACUCUGAGCUGAGGGCACCGCCAUGGUUUGCUGCCUGAGAGGUCUUGACCUGGAGGGAUUUGCUGCCAGCGGUAUCUUGGUGCUUAAAGUGCCUUGGCUCUUGGAGGAAGGCCUGAAGACUAGGCUAAGCUUAGUCAGGGUUUUGGCAUUUAGUUAGUUGUAGGAAAAUGGAGGUCUGCCAUUUGUUGGUGCCAGUCAUGCACUUCCUUGUGGUUGGUUAAAUAAUUUGGUAUACUUUGACUUGUAUUUUUUGGAAGUGGGUUUGUUGGGUUAGUUUGGUUUGAGAAUGGAUACUGUGAGUUCUUUUUUGUCUUCUCCAACAUUAGAACUCUUGGAAAAGCUUACAAAGGAGCAGAUUCGUCAAGUAGCCGAACACUUUAAAGUUGAUCUUGAAGAUAUGUUGAUGUGACAGAUGAAACUUCUCUUGGUUCAGGUUCCUUAACUGGUGCUCCAAAGUUGGUAGAUGAAUUGUCAAGCUCAACAGUUUCUCAAGCUUCUCAAUUAAAGUUUCAGUCUAAGAAAACUGAGAUGGAAAUGCAGUUGGAGUUAGAAAAAUUACGGCUAGCACAUGAGCUUGAGGAGAGAAAACUAGCUUUACAGGAAAAGCGGCUGGCUCAUGAGCAAGAAGAAAAGAGGUUAGCACAUGAAUUGGAGGUGAAGAAAUUAUCUUUGGAAGCUGAGCGUCUGAAGUUGAGGUCUGAGGGCAGGUUAAGUGGUGGAUCUGUUAAUCCGUCUCAAGGUGGUGAUGGGUUUUCUGGACAUAACUUGGUUAACAUGUUGAAGCUGUUGCCUAAGUUUAAUGAACAAGAUCCUGAUGUGUUUUUCUCUUUGUUUGAGGACAUGGCAGAGGACAAUGACUGGAGUGAUCUAGAUUGCUCCAUGCUGCUGCAAAGUGUGUUGGUGGGUAAGGCCCAAGAAGCUUAUGUUUCAUUAGCGUCAGCUGAAAGAAAGGUAUACAAAUCUGUUAAAGAAGCUGUUUUGAAAGCUUAUAAACUGGUUCCUGAGCAUUACAGGCAACAAUUUAGGAACUGCAGGAAAGCUGUAAAACAGUCAAAUACAGAUCUUGUCAGAGAAUUAAACACCCAGUUUUAUCGCUGGUUAUCAGCUGAAGGUGUGGAUGAUUUUGAAUCACUUCGUGACUUGAUGGUGUUGGAACAGUUCAAGAACAUUAUUCCAGAUCGGGUGGCCAUAUGUAUUAAUGAACAAAAGGUAAAAACUGCUGCUAAAGCUGCUGUCUUAGCAGACGAGUAUGUUCUGACCCAUAAAGGUGUGAGGGAUUCUAAUUUGAAAGGUGACCACAGCCUUAAGGAAUUUCAUCACGACCGGUUUCCUGGUAAAAAUAGAUUGGAUCCUACAUUGAGAUCUAAAGUGGACUUGGUUUGUAACUAUUGUCGCCAGAAGGGACACUGGAAAAAUGAGUGCCCUCUGAAUACUAAAUCAAGUAGGGGGAAACGGGAUCAUCAAAAACCUGUGGCUUUAGCCAGUGUUGCACAGUUGCAUUCAGUGGAGUCUACACCACUGCCUAAAGUUGAAAGCGUAAGACCAACUGUUUUAGCUGCACCUUGUGACUUCCAGUCUUUUUCAGAGCUGACUGAUUCAGAUCCCCAGACCUUUGAGAAGGAGGUCGGACAAGAUUACGCUCCUUUCAUCACACAUGGGUUUGUUUCUGAGUGGAAGUUCAAAUAAAGUGGCUGGAAAGAUUCUGCAUGACACCGGAGCU
Poecilia latipinna (sailfin molly) is the source of this 1862-nucleotide messenger RNA. RefSeq lists its product as uncharacterized. The record is from RefSeq and is a predicted model, not a curated record. The transcript has 2 exons. The coding region runs from base 671 to 1828 and encodes 385 amino acids. Gene Ontology annotation, molecular function: zinc ion binding; nucleic acid binding. Lineage: Eukaryota; Metazoa; Chordata; Actinopteri; Cyprinodontiformes; Poeciliidae.